Nerophis ophidion (straightnose pipefish) is the source of this 4238-nucleotide messenger RNA. RefSeq names its product cap methyltransferase 2 (gene cmtr2). The coding region runs from base 73 to 2397 and encodes 774 amino acids. Gene Ontology annotation, molecular function: methyltransferase cap1 activity. The record is from RefSeq and is a predicted model, not a curated record. Gene Ontology annotation, cellular component: nucleus; cytoplasm. Gene Ontology annotation, biological process: 7-methylguanosine mRNA capping. Lineage: Eukaryota; Metazoa; Chordata; Actinopteri; Syngnathiformes; Syngnathidae. The transcript has 3 exons.
UGGAAACUCAAAUGGUCACGUGGUGACGCGUCUUCCGGUUUUGUACCGCAGAAGGGUCCGUGGGUGAGAAGGAUGAACUCUGGCACAAAGAAGAAAGUCUGCAAGCAGCAACGGCAGCAGCGUCAAGUGAAUGACAUGGUCGCUUGUGAUGCUGAUACACUUACUGAGAUCAAAGGUCUAUUCAGUAAAUUUAGAACCUAUCUCAAACCGUCCAAUGGCGAGUGGUGCAUCCCAAAUACUAGCGUGACCCUUAACUAUGCUGCAAAAGUUCCUAAUUGCCGCCUUCAAGCCCUGAAGGUGUCACUUAAUGAUGUAAAGAACCAACUUAGUGAUAAGAAAAUCCAAGUCUGGCAUGAGCACACCAACUCUACUAACCGGGCCGGUAAGGUCAUUGCCACUGUGCGAUCCACUGCCAAUGCGGAAAUCUGCACUCAGGCAUGGUGCAAGUUCUAUGAGAUCAUCGGAACCUUCCGUCUUCUUCCUGAGAUGGCGCUCCUCUCUGGGGAGCUAAACACUGUUCACCUGUGUGAAGCGCCCGGGGCUUUCAUUAGCGCUCUGAACCACUACAUCAAGACCAGCGAGUCCACACGCUACUGUGACUGGAGCUGGGCCGCCAACACGCUCAACCCCUACCACGAGGCCAAUGCGGGGGGGACAACCAUCACAGAUGAUCGGUUGAUUGCCAACACUCUGCCAUGGUGGUUCUUUGGCUCGGAUAACACGGGCGACAUCAUGGUCCAGAAGCAUCUUCUGGAGUUGCAGGCAUUUGUAGCAAACAUGCGUAGAGUUGAUUUGGUGACAGCAGAUGGUAGUAUUAACUGUCAGGAGAACCCCGAUGAGCAAGAGGCGCUGGUGGCCCCACUGCAUUACUGUGAGGUCACGGCCGCUUUGCUGCUCCUGAGCCCUGGUGGCUCCUUUGUGGUCAAAAUGUUCACUCUGUUUGAGCAUUCUUCAAUCUGCAUGCUCUACCUGCUCAACUGCUGUUUCCGCUCUGUCAGCGUCUUCAAACCUGCUACUAGUAAAGCGGGGAACUCAGAAGUUUACGUUGUGUGCCUUGACUAUGACAGCAAAGAAGCUGUGAGACCCCUGCUCUCCAAACUCAUUCGGGAUUACGGACCACAUCUGGCGGGACGAGAUGCACUUUUCCCAGAAUCUUCAAUUCCACCGUCAUUCCUUACACAGCAUGAGGAGAUGUGCACGUACUUUCACUCUCUGCAGGUGGAGACCAUCACAGAAAACUUGAGGUUGUUUGAAGGAAUGAGCACAGAGCAGAGGGAGAGGCUCAACUACAUCAGGGAUUGUACAGCUCAGGAAUACUUGCGGCGAUUCCAGGUGACUUUCCUCCCUCGAAGUCGGUGGAUCUCCCGUAACGCCAUCAGACCAGCCUGCUGCCGUGUUUCUGCAGACAGCCUUCUGGGACAGAAGAAGCAAACAGGCUCCUUCAAUGAGCGGAGGGAAUUGCAGACCCUGAGCUGGAGGGAGCGUGUAGAGAGGGGUUGCCAUGCCAGCUGGAUGCAGCAACACGCCGGUGACACUGAUGGGCCGCCCUGCAUGCUGCAAGGACCACUGGUCAGCUCUCACGUGGAUACCUGGUACGUUAUUGAGGGUGCAGCACUGCCCGCUGUCAAAAACUCUGCAUUCUGUGCUACAGUCUUGUUGAAUCACUUGAAUGAAACACUGGUGGCCUCAGCUGGGAACGUAGCAGUGGACUUGAAUCAUCUGCCUCCCUGUAAAUCAUGCCACACGGUUAAUGCAUCUUCCAUCUUGUCGGACGUGGCAGGUCUUUGUAUUGACAAUGAAAGGAACAAAAAGAAAAGGCACUGUCUGGUGUUUGGCAGCCGCUCAGUUUGGGAAGCUUGUGGCAUCUGUAAUGGGGAUUUGGUCAUAAUGUUUCCAUCGGAGUGUUCGAAUCCUCAAGGAAGUUACAGCGCACUGCAUGACGCCGCGCCCCAGUACCAGCAUCAGCUUGUUAGCUGCAUUGUAUUGUCACUGCAGAGGCUGACGUCUGGGGACGCAUUGCUGCUGCCUGUGUCGUCUGCACUCAGCCGUGUCUCGGCCGCGCUGGUGCUCUGCUUGCACACCUGUUUUCGCUUAGUGACAUUCAGGUCCCCGCCCCCAUCCGACCUGGUCGGAGCGGUCCUUAUCUGCGUGGGCUUUUGCCCCCAAGCUGCAAGCCAUAUACUCCCAGCACUGACUGAUGUCCAGAACCGUAUUAGUGGGCUGCUAAAAGGAGAGGAUACAGAUGAAAGACAGUCGGAGGGUGACACUCAGGUGCUGCAAUUUGUGCCCAUGGAGGAAAUGUUCACUGGAGGAGUGACCGACUUCUUGUGGACUAUGAACUCUGAAAUCAUUCGACAUAGGUUGCAUUUGCUCAUGCAGGCAAAGGACGGACUUUAAAAUGCCAUGUUUUUUAAUUUUUUUUAUCACAAAACAAUUUUUGGGGAGACUAAUUAAAUACUACUUUUGCAGAUUUAGACUUAGUCCAAAAUCGACCUACAGUGAAACCUCUAGGCCAGAAACAAUCCAUUGUAAAAGUUAAAGAGGGGCGACAUGGCCUAAAAACUAAAUCUCAAUAUAUAUCGCAGCCUCCUGUGAUAACCAUUUACAUCACAGUAUAUUAUUUGGUAUGUACAUGGUAAUAGAACCAAUUGUAAAAUGGGUUAUAAAGGCUCCUAAUUUGGCUUGACGUAUGAGGUAACUUUUUGUGUCAUUUCCAGUUGUAUCAGUUUCUUAAAGCUAUUAUUAUUCUACCUGUUAAUUUAACGCUGAUAUAUGGUUACUUCCUGUCGUAACAUGGUUCUACCGACACUUCUAUUAAAUUGUAAUUAGCACUCUAUUCUGUUUAGUUUUAGGAGGUACUACCAAUUUGUAGUAGUUACAGGGGCAGUAUUGGCAUUACAUUAUUAUUGGCUAAAACUGAUAAUUACAAUAUUCAAGAUCAUUAAAUGAUUACAUUUUUGAUCAUAACUAUAAUCAGACGAAAACACAGGAUGGUGGCAUGACAAUAUAAUUUAAAUAUUUAAAUUGUUUCCAUCUUUUGCCUCUGAUUUAAGUAAUUAGUUUUUUUGGGGUUUUAAAGUCCUCCUGUGUAAAGGGACUUAUUUUCUGAGUUUGCGAAAAAUAACAAUAAUGACAAAACAUUUUGUGAUGAUAAAAGAUAUCCAUCUAUUCACUGUAGUACCGACCGUAUACUGACACUGGGUAUCGUUACUGCUGGUAUUUAUUUAUAUUGAUUCGCCCACCUUUGCUUACGUUCAAGAGUUCCAGUUUAGCGUUUAGCCUGGCCUAUUUAAUCCUCAUACGCUGUGUAUGUUAGCAUGUUCAGCUAUUUCUUGUCCUCCAGUGAUAAUAGUACAUGGAAGAAACAUAGUUUAAUUGCUGCCAUGGAGGCAAAGAUUAUCUACUUAAAAACAACUUUGCACUGGAAGGGAGUUAUCCGCCACCGCCACAGUGCUUUGAGGAAGCGAUAAUAUAAUCUUAAACUGUAAAAGCAAUAUUUAAAGUUACAUUUUAAAAUUCUUUACAAUAAAAGAAUGUGAAAAUCGGCUGACACCAUGUAUGUUAGUAUAUUGUACAGAAAUAAACCUAACUAUAUAAUUUGGCACACUUGAGUUUAAAUUGAAAUUCAGUAUUCUUUCUAUGAAUGUGCGUAAUAUCUUCAUCUCCUCAAGGUGUCACCUAAAAUAAUUUGCCGAAGCUACUCCUAAUUUGUGAAUGUGAAAUCAAAAGCAAAACAAUGCUGAGUUUAUGAGUCAUACUUUGCCUCAAUGUGUUUGAUUGAAGUCCAAACUGUUUGUGCUCAUGUGCAAUUGACUUUAGAGGUUCUACUGUGUUACUCUGUAUUUUUAAACAGACUUUUCAUUAUAUCUUUUUUUACCUUAAGUUGUCAAAAACAAUAUGUGGGCUACUACUAAUGAUCAAAAUGAACAAUUUGGGUUACAAAUAUGAAAGAUUCAAUAGCAAUAUUGUUGCAAUUGUGUUUGGAUAAAGUAAAAUAAAAACCUUAUACAUUGUGAAUAUUAUUCUACGUUUAUUAGUAUGAGUAUUUGUUGUUUUCCAUCAGUUCCUUGUUUUGUUCAAAAACUGCUUUGAGUGUUGUUUCUAAAAUACAUGUCAAAAAAGAGCUUAAACAAAAGACUCUAUUGACUCGAAUAUAAUACCCCUUUUUUAAAUGUAUUUUGGGAAGCACAUUUAAAACAAGGGUUUGUUUUCCAAUAAAAAAGAUAGCACAUUUUGUA